UGUUUUUGGAUAUCUUUUGAAUACUCUCUGUGUUGUCCUUAUCAUGUUCAUGUUGGGACCUGAAAUUGAAAAAGUGCACACAUCGAGUAUGUGUAUUUCUAUUGUCAUUUUAGGUCUCCAGGGAACCACAUAGUUUGCCAUCCAAAACAGAGGGGUGAGUGGUGGGGAGACUUGAAAGAUUGGAGAUGGUGGCCUGAAGAAUUUGAAGUGGGUAAAACUAAAAAUGAUAUCUUUUUUUUUGCUUCUCUGAACCAAGAGGAAUGGCGUGAUGGUACCCAUCAUUUUUCUCUGUAAUUUUGCCCACCUGUGGUUCCCUCCAUGCUUGACAUUGGAGCACGGUCCCAUCAUUAGGAUUCCAGAGACAGAGCAAGCGAUGUGGAGAAAAGGAAGGGUGGGGUGGCGGAAGAAGCUGAGAGACGUGAAAUGGUUAGUGCGAUGGAUUCUCCCUUUGCUUCCUAACCGUCCUUCGUUUUCGGAUCGAAAGGUUUUGCUUCGCAAGUUGAUGAUUCCUUGUUUUCUGGAGGAAGAAACCCCUUUUAGGUUCUCAAGUAUGAAUCUUUCUUACAGAAAAUGAAGAGCAGAUGAAGGAAAGAUUGGAUCUUUUGGUCUUUCUUAGAGAAAUCGGGUUCAAGUUUUAAUCUUUUCCUUUCAUCGUACAUAUUCAAGUUCAUCUUUGCAAAUAGCUUAGACUAGAUUCUUUUUUCUUACUGAAAACAGAUGCUUUGAUUUUUCUGACAUAGAUUGAUGUUUUUUCUCUGUUGUUGCAAGUAGAAGUGUCCACCCAUCUCUGCAAUUCCACUGGCUCUUGUAGAACAUUCACUCUCCUGAAAUGCCACUGAGUUGUAACUUUGCAUCUAAAGUUUGAACUUCUCAUCCUGAAAAAGCUCUAUUGUGUGCAGACUCCAUGAUGCCCUCUUGAAUGAAUUCUCAUUGUGAAGUUAUCGAGCAACAGAAAGAAAUAUGACUGAUUUUAGAGUCAGAAAGCUUGGGCAAGGUCAGAUGAAAGCCAGAAAUGUUCCCGUCGCUGUAACUCCUGAAGGGUUUUGGUGUUGCCCAUCCCCCGCAGUUCUACAAAAGACCAUUAAGAAUCAAAAUCACCAAAACAAGAAAAAGAUACUGUCUACAAUGCCGUCAAAGGCAUCUUCAGUUCAGAGGCCAAUAAGUUCCCCAGUAGACAAAGGAACACUUUCUGAUCCAUUAAGUUCAAGAGUUUGUUCCGAGGAUAAUAGUUGUCUUACCUCUGAUACUGCUGCUAAAAGUCCAACAAAGGCAGCUGAGGGUCUCUCAAAAUUAAAUGUUGGGAAUCAACACCAAAAAAUUUCUGUGGGCUUUGGUCAGCCUGAGACCAGUGAUUUGAAGAUUAUUUUGUUUGGGAAAGAGGGAAUUGCCGUCGAGAUGAGCGUUCACAAGGCCAUUCUCACAGAACACAGUAGCUUCUUUGCAGAUAAAUUCUCUAGGCAAUCUCCGGUACCAUUUUUUGAAAUUUCUGACUGUGAAGAUGUGGAAAUUUAUGUUGAAACUGUGGGGUUAAUGUACUGUGGUGAAGUAAAACACAGAGUAAUCAAGCAGAGUGUUUCACGUGUGCUCCGCAUUCUAAAGGUUGCUGAAUCGCUUGGAUUCCAUGCAUGCAUUAAGGCAUGCUUGGAUUACCUGGAGGUAGUCCCCUGGGUUGGUGAAGAAGGAAAUGUGGUGUCAUCUGUCCAACAUCUCCAGAGCAAAAAUUAUAGCAUAAGUCCUAUAUUAAAGCGAGUAUUUUCUGAUACAUCGAAACCUCCAAAUGAUACUCUUGCUCAUAUAAUGGAGCUAGUCCUCAGAAGCAACGAGGAGAGAGGUCGACGUGAGAUGAAAUCAUUAGUGCUCAAACUUCUCAAGGAAAACAGUUUCUGGACUGAUGGAUCCGUAGACAUAUGCAUUGGAACUUUGUAUAGUUUAUGCCAAAGCUGCUUAGCCUCGUUGAUAGAGCUCUUUAGACAAGCAUCCAAGUCUACUCGUAUCGAAAGCAAGGAUCCUACGGUGAGGAAGAUAGCUCUCGAGGCAGAAAAUCUUCUUUGGUUGGUCGAGAUUUUGGCUGUCAGGCAUACUGCAGAUGAAUUUGCCUUGAUGUGGGCUAGCCAAAAUGAGCUUGCUCAGCUGCACUCAAAGCUUCCAGUCAUGUCGAGGCACCGAGUUAGCUGCAUUACUGCCAGGCUUUUUGUUGGUAUUGGAAGAGGAGAGAUGCUUCCAUCGAAGGAAACUCGGCAGCUGCUAUUGCAUGUAUGGUUGCAGCCACUGGUUGAUGACUACAGUUGGUUACAACAUGGUUGCAGACAAUUCGACCGCAAGGUUGUUGAGGAAGGAAUAGGCCAAACUAUUUUGACACUUCCUUUAGAAGACCAGCAAAGUGUUCUGCUGUCAUGGCUGGAGAGCUUCUUGAAGGUUGGUAGUAACUGCCCUAAUCUGCAGAGAGCCUUUGAGGUAUGGUGGAGGAGAACUUUCAUAAGGCCUUACUUUGAGCAACAUGGAAACAAUCUAAAAAUGGACAGAAAUUGAGUAGUUAGGUUGCCCUGUAUUAGCUGAGUGGUUUAUGAUGAGUUGUGAAAGGAGAGUACAUUGGUUUGAAGAUGCAUUCAUUCUUGAAAGUUAGCAUCAUGCUGCUGGCAUCUCAGGAUUGAGUUUAAGCUUGCAGGUUUUGAUCUGUUGAAGGCAUGGCUGGAAGUGCAUAAAGGAGGUGCAAUAUCCUGAUUGGUUUAUCAUCUUUCCCUCUCUUUAUGGAUGAGAACUGAAAUCAAAUCUUUACUAAUAGAACAAACACAUGAAUUCAGAAUUCCAUAUGUGGAGUACACUGAACUUGACAUUCCUGAGACAAAAGUUUGUAAUGAUACUAAGUAGACACUAUAUAUUUUCAUCUUUUGUUGGCUAUUUCUGGAGAAACAAUUGUUAUGAUGUUGCAGUUGCCAUUGUGAAAACAGAAGUUGACACUCAAUAGAGAAAAGCUUGUAAUGAUAAAAGUUUAA
Molecule: messenger RNA, 2993 nt
Organism: Musa acuminata subsp. malaccensis (wild Malaysian banana)
Lineage: Eukaryota; Viridiplantae; Streptophyta; Magnoliopsida; Zingiberales; Musaceae
Source: RefSeq, a predicted model, not a curated record